Messenger RNA from Paramuricea clavata, 930 nucleotides. Lineage: Eukaryota; Metazoa; Cnidaria; Anthozoa; Malacalcyonacea; Plexauridae. The record is from the annotation of a GenBank genome assembly.
AUGGCGGAUGAACUAGCAGCGGCAGCUGGGGGAAAAAUUGCAGCGAAGAAGAAAAAAAUGGGACAUAAAUGUUGUGCAGCUGCCAAUUGUAAUUUUCGAAGUGACAAUCGUCCUGAUUUGUCUUUUUAUGAGUUUCCAAAGGAUGAUUACUUAAAAAAGAAGUGGGAAGUCAAAAUGCGAAGAGGAGACGCUACUUUCAAAAACAUUGCGAAUAAGUUUUGUUGUUCUGCGCAUUUUUUGCCAUCGGAUUUCAAACAGAGUUUAACGGGGCAUAGGCGAGUAAAGAGAGGAGCAAUCCCUUCAGUGUUUAAAUGGGCACCAGUAACUAGUGACCCCAGAGGAGAACGUUUAAAAUUGCGAAACGAAAUGAUUGCCAAAUCUAAAUCUGAACAACAAACCGAGCAUGGACCUGACGAGCAGCAACUUGCAGGUUCAUCAAUAUCAUCUUAUUCAUCUGGCAGAAAUAUGGUUGUUUUUGGCCCUCGAACACUCGAAGAAUUUAUCAAUGAAAAGAAAGAAGAAGCAGAGCAGCUGAAAGCAGAACUUACUAGAGCCAAGGAGAAAGAAUAUAUUUUUACGUUUGGUCUGGAAAGAUUCUCAGGUAGUAAUGAGGACAUAAACUUUUACACAGGAUUUCCUGACUAUCAAACGCUGAUAGAAUUCUGGAAAUACAUAGAACCUAAUAGUUCUAGAUUAACAUACUACAGUUAUCUUAAGAAUUCCACUGAUGUUAAUUUUAACAAUGCAUUUCCAUACCUUAAUUUAACUAAAAAAAAGUUUCCUGGUAGUAGUGUAGGUGCUCAACGCAGUCUUCAGCCUAUAGAUGAGUUUUGGCUUUUCCUAACUCGACUCAGAGUGGGUCUGUUAGAGCGUGACUUGGCUUUCAGGUUUAAUAUCUCUGUGCCAACAGUAUCAGACAUAAUUAUAUAA